Molecule: messenger RNA, 1293 nt
Organism: Bufo bufo (common toad)
Lineage: Eukaryota; Metazoa; Chordata; Amphibia; Anura; Bufonidae
Gene: USF1
Product: upstream transcription factor 1
Exons: 11
Coding region: 136-1068 (310 amino acids)
Biological process (GO): regulation of transcription by RNA polymerase II
Molecular function (GO): RNA polymerase II cis-regulatory region sequence-specific DNA binding; protein dimerization activity; DNA-binding transcription factor activity, RNA polymerase II-specific
Source: RefSeq, a predicted model, not a curated record
AAAUAAACAUGGCCACUGAUGAUCGCGUCUCUGCGCAUGUGCGAUCUUCCAUGGCUGUCUGGACCGGGAACCGGAGCCUGAGAUCUGGCGAAAAAGACCAGAAUACAGACAUCUAAUGAUUUACAGAAGUGAGAAAUGAAAGGGCAGCAGAAAGCGUCAGAGAUUGAGGAGGGCACAGUCCGCGUGCAGGAAGGUGCAGUGGCCACAGGGGAGGACCCCACCAGUGUCGCCAUUGCCAGCAUCCAGUCAGCCGCCACCUUCUCAGACCCCGGGGUGAAAUAUGUAUUCCGUGCAGACAGCGGCGGCACACAGGUCAUGUACAGGGUCAUCCAGGUGGCGGAGAGUCAGCUGGAUGGACAGACGGAGGGCACCGGGGCCAUCAGUGGCUUCCCCGCAGCACAGUCCAUGACUCAGGCCGUCAUCCAAGGGGCGUUUACCAGCGAGGAUGCCGGGGAGAGUGACACCGCCACCACCGAGACUCACUACACUUACUUUCCCACUGCUGCAGUGGCAGACACCAGCACAGCGGUCGGAGCCGGCGCCACCACUGUGGUAACCACACAGAACAGCGAGGCCCUGCUGGGCCAAGCAGCUACCGCCGGUGCGGGUCAGUUUUUUGUCAUGAUGUCUCCACAAGAUGUCCUGCAGGGGGGAGCGCAGCGAUCCAUUGCACCCCGGACUCACCCGUACUCCCCGAAAUCAGACGGUCCUCGUACCACACGUGAUGAGAAGAGGAGAGCACAGCAUAAUGAAGUGGAGCGCCGCCGCCGGGACAAGAUCAACAACUGGAUCGUUCAGCUCUCCAAGAUCAUCCCAGACUGCUCCAUGGAGAAUACCAAGUCUGGCCAGAGUAAGGGAGGCAUCCUGUCUAAAGCCUGCGACUACAUCCAGGAGCUGCGCCAAGGGAACCUGCGCCUGUCCGAGGACCUGCAGAAUGUGGAGCAGCUGCAGAUGGACAAUGAGGUCUUACGGCAACAGGUGGAGGAUCUGAAGAACAAGAACCUGAUUCUCCGAGCCCAGCUCCAACAUCACGGAGUGGAAAUUGUCAUCAAGAACGACACCCGCUGACGGAGCCGCCCCGGAGCCUGAUGGACAGCGGACCAAGAAUUCCCAGCCUGCACCCAGUAUCCUGUCCAGCCGCGUGAACGAUAGCGCACUGUAAAUACGCCGGGAGGAGACUUGUGGGACGAGCUGUAGAAAUGUAUAUUUGUCAAUUUUUUGUACCUGUCGUUGUGCUGACCCCACCCCCUCUGAGGUCACCGUUUUUAUUAUAUUCAAUUGUGCUGUACAGUC